Molecule: messenger RNA, 477 nt
Organism: Penicillium malachiteum
Lineage: Eukaryota; Fungi; Ascomycota; Eurotiomycetes; Eurotiales; Aspergillaceae
Product: TRAPP subunit BET5
Exons: 5
Coding region: 1-477 (158 amino acids)
Biological process (GO): endoplasmic reticulum to Golgi vesicle-mediated transport
Cellular component (GO): TRAPP complex
Source: RefSeq, a predicted model, not a curated record
AUGACUGUCUAUUCAUUCUAUAUUUUUGACCGCCACGCGGAAUGCAUUUACAAACGUCGUUGGCUUCCGCGCCCAACCUCCGUUGCGGGAAAGUCACAGAUUCCCGGUGGAGCAGGAUCAUCCGGUCAAACAGUAAAAGCAGGAGAUGAUGAUGCGAAGCUGGUCUUUGGAACAGUCUUUUCACUCCGCAACAUGGUGCGCAAGUUGGGAGGCGAGGAGGACAACUUCGUCUCCUAUGCUACCAGCCAAUACAAACUGCACUACUACGAAACGCCCACCAAUAUCAAGUUCGUCAUGUUGACCGACCUCAAGAGCCCCAGUAUGCGAAUCGCCUUGCAGCAGAUCUAUAUCAACUUGUUUGUGGAAUACGUGGUCAAGAAUCCGUUGUCGCCGGUCGAGCAUCCUGGCGGCGUAGGCGUGAACAAUGAGCUCUUCGAGGAGUCAUUGGAACAGUUCGUGACUCGUGUUCUGGCGUGA